CCCGCCCCUCUCCGCCGCCGUUCCGUGGCCGCGCUCCCCACGUGCGGCCGCCAUGCGCUUCGCGUACCGGUUCUCCGGCCUGCUGGGCACCGUGUACCGCCGCGGCAACCUCAGCUUCACCCGCGAUGGCAACUCGCUGAUCAGCCCCGUCGGCAACAGGAUCUCCCUCUUCGACCUCAAGAAUAACAAGUGUGAGACAUUGCCCUUGGCAACACGGCUCAAUAUUGUGUGUGUGGGGCUCUCUCCAGAUGGAAGCCUUGCCAUUCUAGUUGAUGAAGAGGGAGCUGCCUUGCUUGUGAGUUUGAUUGGGAAGUGUGUGAUACACCAGUUUUACUUUCACAAGCCAGUUCACAGUGUCAGCUUUUCCCCUGAUGGCAAGAAAUUUGUGGUUACAAAAGACAAUCUUGCUUACCUCUACCAUGCUCCUGGGAAGAAAAGAGAAUUUAAUGCAUUUGUUCUGGACAAAACCUACUAUGGCCCAUAUGAUGAAACAACUUGUAUUGACUGGACAGAUGAUUCCAAGUGCUUUGCAGUGGGGAGCAAGGACAUGUCUACUUGGGUGUUUGGAGCAGAACGAUGGGCAAACUUGAUCUACUACUCUCUUGGAGGCCAUAAGGAUAUCAUAGUAGCCUGCUUUUUUGAAGAGAACAGCCUAGAUCUGUACACAAUUAGCCAGGAUGCAGCUCUGUGUGUGUGGCAGUGUGACACUGAGCUGGAUGGUUUGAAGCCCAUGCCCCCUAAAGAUGCAGCAAAGGAAAAGAAGGCAGCAGAAGAUGAUGAAGAGCUGCUUGAAGAGCCAAAGGGUGAAGAAAUUCAUGGGAAAGUUGAUCCAAGUGAACAAGAGACUAGAAAUAAAGUUAAAUAUUCACGUGUUGCGAAGUAUUUUUUCAAUAAAGAGGGAGAUUUUAAUAACCUGACAGCUGCAGCCUAUCACAAGAAAACACACCUUUUAGUCACUGGUUUUGCCUCUGGAAUCUUUCACCUCCAUGAGCUUCCAGAUUUCAAUCUGAUCCACUCCUUGAGUAUUUCAGACCAAAGGAUAGCUUCUAUUUCUAUCAACUGCACUGGUGACUGGAUUGCUUUUGGAUGUUCAGGACUGGGUCAGCUCCUGGUGUGGGAAUGGCAGAGUGAGUCCUACGUGCUGAAGCAGCAGGGCCAUUUCAACAGCAUGGUUUCCUUGGCAUAUUCUCCAGAUGGACAGUACAUAGUCACUGGAGGGGAGGAUGGCAAGGUGAAAGUGUGGAACACUUCAAGCAGCUUUUGUUUUGUCACCUUUACAGAACACAACAGUGGUGUAACUGCUGUAACUUUCACUUGCACUGGUUACGUUGUUCUGAGUGCUUCCCUCGAUGGAACAGUGCGUGCCUUUGAUCUGCACAGGUACCGGAAUUUCCGUACCUUUACGUCUCCACGACCAAGUCAGUUCUCCAGUUUAGCUGUGGACUCCAGUGGUGAGAUUGUGGCAGCUGGUUCCCAGGAUUCCUUUGAAAUAUUCAUCUGGUCAAUGCAGAGUGGGAGGCUGCUGGAUGUCUUAGCAGGUCAUGAGGGUCCCAUCAGCAGCUUGUCCUUUAAUCCAAUGAAGUGUGUUCUAGCCAGUGCCUCUUGGGAUAAGACUGUCAAAUUAUGGGAUAUGUUGGACAGCUGGAGAACUAAGGAGACAUUUUUGAUAAACUCAGAUGUUCUUGUAGUUGCCUUCCGUCCUGACGGCAAGGAGCUGGCAGUUGCUGCUUUGAAUGGCCAGAUAACGUUCUGGGAUCAUGAGAAUGCAGUGCAGACUGGCUCCAUCGAGGGCAGGCACGAUCUCCAGAUGGGGAGGAAGGAGCUGGAUAAAAUCACAGCCAAGCAGUCAGCCAAGGGCAAAUCUUUUACAACUCUGUGCUACUCAGCAGAUGGUCAAUCUAUUCUGGCAGGUGGAUUGUCAAAAUUCGUCUGUAUAUAUAAUGUCAAGGAACAGAUUCUUAUGAAAAAAUUCGAAAUUUCAUGCAACCAUUCUUUAGAUGCAAUGGAGGAAUACUUAGAUCGGAGAAAAAUGACUGAAUUUGGCAGCAUGGCUCUGAUUGAUGAAGGGGGUGGAGGUGACGAAGGUGUUGCCAUCCCUCUUCCUGGAGUAAAAAGAGGUGACAUGAGCUAUCGACACUUUAAACCAGAAAUAAGGGUGACUUGUGUGCGAUUCUGUCCUACAGGACGAAGCUGGGCAGCCACCACCACAGAGGGUCUGCUGCUCUAUUCACUGGACUCUGGGGUAAUUUUUGAUCCUUUUGAGCUGGAUGUUGAUGUCACACCCAGCAAUAUACGCAAAACGCUGAGUCAGAAGAAAUUCACUCUGGCUAUUGUCAUGGCCUUCAAGCUGAAUGAAAAGAAAUUAAUUCAGGAGGUCAUAGAGGCUGUCCCUAGCAGUGAAGUUGAUGUUGUCUGCUCAUCACUGCCAGACCUGUAUGUGGAGAAGUUACUGGAGUUCCUGGCCUCUGCAUUUGAGACCUCUUGUCACUUGGAGUUCUAUCUUAUUUGGGCUCAUAAGUUGCUUAUGCUGCAUGGACAGAAGCUGAAAACAAAGUCAGUGAAGCUGCUCCCUGUGAUUCAGUUCCUUCAGAAGAGCAUCCAGCGUCACUUUGAAGAUGUUUCAAAACUCUGUGAGUGGAACAUCUACAACAUCAAAUACGCCUUGGCCAUUUCACAGCAGCGGGGCAUGAAACGUCCGGCAGAGGAAACACCAGGGGAUGAAGAAGAAUUGGAUUCUGACAGUGAUUAUCUUAUGCAAGAAGCUCAUAAGGAUAACUUGAGUUCCUAAUUACUCUUUGUGAGAGGGAGAAAACCUCAGACAGUAUUUUAUGCAGUGGUAUUCACUGAGAAUGAGUGGCCCUCAUAGUGGCAUCAGUUUCUAACGGUGUGAUGGAGUUCUGUGGAAGUAGUGAUGGAAAAGUAGGAUUUGCCAUGAAUGGCACUUUGCCUAUUUCCUGUACUGUUUGGCUGUAAACUUGACAACAUAGAUUUCUUGAUUAACUGAUUUCUAGUAUAAAAACCAAAAAAUUGUUCUU
Molecule: messenger RNA, 3035 nt
Organism: Ficedula albicollis (Collared flycatcher)
Lineage: Eukaryota; Metazoa; Chordata; Aves; Passeriformes; Muscicapidae
Gene: PWP2
Product: PWP2 periodic tryptophan protein homolog (yeast)
Exons: 21
Coding region: 53-2788 (911 amino acids)
Biological process (GO): maturation of SSU-rRNA from tricistronic rRNA transcript (SSU-rRNA, 5.8S rRNA, LSU-rRNA); ribosomal small subunit assembly
Cellular component (GO): Pwp2p-containing subcomplex of 90S preribosome; small-subunit processome
Molecular function (GO): protein binding
Source: RefSeq, a predicted model, not a curated record